This is a messenger RNA of Phaeoacremonium minimum UCRPA7, 6936 nucleotides long. Its product is annotated as putative pksn polyketide synthase for alternapyrone biosynthesis protein. The record is from RefSeq and is a predicted model, not a curated record. The transcript has 3 exons. Gene Ontology annotation, molecular function: phosphopantetheine binding; oxidoreductase activity; fatty acid synthase activity. The coding region runs from base 1 to 6936 and encodes 2311 amino acids. Gene Ontology annotation, biological process: secondary metabolite biosynthetic process; fatty acid biosynthetic process. Lineage: Eukaryota; Fungi; Ascomycota; Sordariomycetes; Togniniales; Togniniaceae.
AUGGGCUCUUCUAUCGAUUCUUACGACGCCACGAACCGCCUUGCCGGUCAAGACCACGUCCUCUCAUCUGACAUCGCCAUCAUUGGUGUCUCUGGGCGCUUUCCUGGCGAUGCAACUUCCCCUCGGAAUCUAUGGGACAUGGUCAUGGAGGGGAGAAAUGCCCAGGAACCGAUACCCAAAAGCCGCUUCAAUGCGGACGGCUUCUACCAUAAAGACAGUGGCCGGGCUGGAGGAUUUGGCGGUACCAAGUUAGGCUACUUUGUGUCUCAAGAGGUCGACCGUUUUGACUCCAGUUUCUUCUCCAUUACGCCCGAGGAAGCUAAGGCAAUGGAUCCGGUUCAGCGUCUACUGUUGGAGGUGGCGUACGAGGGUCUUGAAAACGCGGCCAACGGCUACGCUCGUGCCGAAGGUGGUGGGUUUGUUGUUUUGAAGCGACUGGAUAAGGCUCUCCGCGAUGGCGAUACCAUUCGCGCGGUCGUCCGCGCCUCGGGAGCCAACCAAGACGGCCGGACUCUCGGCCUUACGCAGCCAUCAGAGGCCCGACAAGCGGAAUUGAUCCGUUCGACGUAUAAGUCUGCAGGACUGCCCUUGCAUGAGACAAACUACUUUGAGGCCCACGGCACGGGCACAAAGACGGGCGACCCUAUCGAGUGUGCGGCCAUAGGUGCUGCCUUUGCGCCGACACGACAACAUCCAUUGUACGUGGGGUCUGUAAAGAGCAACGUGGGACAUAUGGAGGGCGUUAGUGGGAUUGUCAGUAUGGUCAAGACUAUUUACAGCCUCGAGAGUGGCUGGAUUGCACCGACCCAUGGGUUGGAGAACAUCAACCCUAGGAUCAAGGUGGCUGACUGGAAGAUCAACAUUCCUACACGUGCUAUUCGCUGGCCCGCUGGCCUGCGGCGUGCUAGCAUUAACAGUUUCGGCUAUGGUGGUGCCAAUGCUCAUGUCGUAAUGGACGAUGCGUACCACUUCUUGAAGCAGCACAAGCUGCAAGGCUGGCACAACACCACUGUCGAAGUUGAGAGCCCGGAACUCCUCCCUAACAAAGUCAAUGGAACCAAUGGAACCGAUGGAACCGAUGGAACAAAUGGAACAAAUGGGACAAAUGGAGUAAACGGCCAUGCUCAAUACGGCGACACGCCGAAAACAGAAGGGACAACCUCUCGUCUCUUCCUCCUCUCUUCUCACGAGGAAUCCGGCAUCACUCGACUCAGCCAGAGCCUGCAGACUUACCUGAACGAAGUCGACGUCCAGCGCGCGUCUGAAGGAAGGAAUGAUUUCCUGCACCGUCUAGCAUAUACGCUCUCCGAGAAGAGGUCGAGUCUUCCUUGGAAAACGUAUACCGUCGGGUCGACUAUCGAGGAAUUGAUAGGGGCUUUGGAUGGGGCACAGACCCGGGCGAUCCGCGUCCCCAACAAGGCGCGGGCGCUCGCAUUCAUCUUCACCGGCCAGGGUGCACAAUGGUCUGCCAUGGGGCGCAGUCUGCAAAGAUAUCCCGUCUUCCAACAGUCCCUGCGCGAGUCAAAUGCCUGUCUCCAGUCUUUGGGCUGCACGUGGGAUCUCAUAGAAGAACUGAACCGCAGUGACGAGGAAUCCAAAAUCGAUCGCCCGUACAUCAGCCAGUCGGCAUGCACGGCGCUACAGCUCGCCGUCGCGGAUCUCCUGUCUAGCUGGGGCAUCCGUCCGCAGGUCACGAUUGGCCAUUCGAGCGGCGAGAUUGCGGCCGCCUACGCCAAGGGUGCGAUCGACAAGGCGGCUGCCAUGCGCAUUGCCUACUACCGAGGAGUCCUUAGCAGUCACAUCGGCAAGAUGGGUGCCAUGGCUGCCGUUAGCCUGGGUGUGGAUGCAGCCAUGGGGUACGUCGGCCGUGUUACCACGGGCAGGAUCGUGGUGGCUUGCAUCAACAGCCCAGAGAGUGUGACAUUAUCCGGCGAUAUGGAGGCAAUCGACGAGGUUAUGCUGCUGCUGCAAGCUGACGACAUAUUUUCGAGGAAGCUCCGGGUGCAGACCGCGUACCACUCCCACCAUAUGAAGCUCAUCGCCGACGAGUAUCUGGCUAAUUUAGCAGGUGCCUGGAAGAGUAAUCCGGGCCAUACGGACGUCACCAUGUUCUCGUCAGUGCAUACCAAGCCCGUGGACGGCACCGGUCUUGGACCUUCGUACUGGGUGGCCAACCUAGUCAGUCCCGUCAACUUCUCGGGCGCCAUCACGGCCGCUGCUCAUGCAGGCCUUCUGGGGGGUAAGGCAAGAAACAUGACCGGUCUGAAGAAGGGGAGUCCCGAUGCCAUUGUUGAGAUUGGACCGCAUGCGGCGCUGCAGGGGCCUCUGAAGCAGAUUCUGGGCAGCCUCGGCGAUAAGCUUCCGUCUCCCCCUCGGUACUUAUCGGUCAUCAAAAGACAGCAAGACGCCAUUCAGACGGCCCUCGAGGUGGCUGGCGAACUGCUCGUCCUGGGCCACCCGGUCGACGUGCGCCUGGUGAAUGCAUACGAUGCUGAUGGUGGUAAUGUCACGGAGGGCUGCAAGAUACCUGCACUGGUGGAUCUUCCCCCAUAUGCAUGGAACACGUCUAACCGAUACUGGAGUGAGUCGGCUGCGGUCUCGGCCUACAGAAACAGGAGCCAUCCACGGCUUGAGCUGCUUGGACUUCGAGACGAACGAUCAACCGAGACUGAACCGUCCUGGCGCAACCUCCUCCGCAUUUCUGAACAGCCCUGGAUCGAGCACCACCAGUUCCAGAGUACCAAUAUCUACCCCAUGGCAGGCAUGAUUGUGAUGGCCAUUGAAGCCAUGCGCCAGGUUCAGACCCGCACCGAUGUCUUGGGCUACCAGGUGCGCGAUGUUAGCAUUCGACGGGCUUUGGUGGUUCCAUUCGACCAGACUGUUGAGACAAGGCUUCAGUUAGCGCCGUGGCGCUCGUCACCCAUCGCAGCCGACGAUUCCUCGUACUGGUCCGAAUUCAAAGUGUCUAGCCGCAGCGAGAGCGGCACGUGGACGGCAAACUGUACGGGUUUGAUCGCCGCCCUGUACUGUCCAAAGGGAGAAGCGCUUGCCAGAAAUGGUGUGUUUGUGGACGAAGAGGCGGUCGCUAACGCCGAACUCAAGAAGGACCAUGAAAAGAUCCAGCAGUCGGGCUUUCCGAGCCUGGACCCGGCUGUCUUUUACGACACGCUCGACAAGACGGGAUUUCAUCUCGGUCCCGCGUUCCAGGGAGUCAAAGAGCUGCACCUCCUCAAUGACAAGUCGCACUACACCAUGGAGGUGCAUGAUACGGCGCAAUGGUAUCCAGCAAGGUGGGAGCCGCCUCAUCUGAUCCAUCCGUCUGUCCUAGACGUCUUUGUGCAUCUCUUGACUUCGAGCGCGGGUUACGGCAAACACCUGAAAGCGCGACUGCCCGUUUCCACGGCGUCCAUCUACGUUUCGGCGAACUUUGAUUCCACCCCAGGCACCAAGUAUCAUGGUUUCACACGCACCCGCAAGCUCGGUGGCGGCGACAAAGUGUCGAGUGAUGUCUUUGCCUUUAGCGAGGACGGAGGGGACAAGCCUGUCAUUGCACUCCGUGGCUGCCAGUCUGUGGCUCUCCAUGGUUCGGGUUUACAAGUAGAUGCUUCCUCCAACACACAAAAUGCUGGCAGCCUACACCUGUCUCAUGGCGGCCAUGUCCCCGUUGUUCCACACUUGGCUCCGGAUGUAGAAAUGGCUGAUGCUGUUCAACUUCAACAGCUUCUGGAAGACGCUCCCGAUCUCGCUGCCGCGCUCAGAAAAUACGUGUCCCUACUCGCGCACAAGUAUCCCGCUCUGGACAUUCUCGAAUGCAGUCCGUCUGCCAGCAGUCUCCUCACAAAGGCUCUUGACCCGACGCCGGCAGGGGCGGGAAAAGAGAUUCACAAGCGUAUACAGUCGAUUGUUCUGUCCGGCGCUGCGCCUCCUGAGGAGCCAUCCUCCUCUUUUGGGCCAUGGAGUCAGUCGUUUCGCCAUCAGGAGCUGGAUCUUUCCGAAAGUCUUGUGACACAGGGCUUGGAACGGGCUUCUCGCGAUCUUGUGGUCUUGGACACUGCUCUGGAAUAUAAGAAUGACGAUUCCGUCAUUCUCACCAACCUGAAAGAGCUUCUAAAACCACGGGGUGGCGGGUUGAUGAUUGCAAAUCAUUCUGGCAGCACGCGAGCCAUCUCAGACAGUGUGUUGAUAUCCGCAGGUUUCACCACCUUUACUACCAUCAACUUCCCUGACACGUCGCGCCUUACUAUUGCCCGCUUGACAGAAGAACAGCCCAACAGCAACGCCACAGUCCAGAAUAUUUUGAUUGUCAUGCCACAGCGUCCAUCUUAUGGACUGAGACGAGCGUUGGAACAAGUGGAGUGCGAGCUACAACAAGCGCAUAACUAUCAUGUUGUCAAGAUGCCCUUUGGCAACGCCAUUCCAGAACAGCUCUCCACGUACUUGGCUCUCAUCGCCCUAGAUCUGGACGUUCCCUUCCUGGAAGACCCAGAAGAGCAUUCCUUUGCCAAACUUCGGUCCUUGGUCCUUGGAACUCAGGGAACGUUGUGGUUGACUUUGGACUGCGACUCCAGAGGCCUCGUCAAAGGCGUUGGCCGGACGAUCCGCGCCGAGUACCCGGAAAUCCCUUUCACGACACUCGCACUCGACUUGGCCGCCCCGCUGGAUGCGGACGUCAAUGUGCGUACUAUUGCGAAACUCGUCGGCAACAUGCGCAGCAAGAUGCUAGCGCAGUCUAGUGACUCGGAGCAUGUCAUUCGUCAGGGACGGGUCUUGGUGGAACGUCUCGAGCCGGAAGCCGACCUCAAGGCCUUGUUGGACGCAGCCAAGUCUGGACAAAGGCUUCCUCCGGUCAGGAUGACCCUGCGACAGGGCACCCAGCAGCAAGCCGACGGCGGCCAGACACUGCGCUUGUCCUUCCGCGAGCCAGGACUCCUCGACUCGUUUGAAUACCACCCGGUGUCCGGCUUAUCUAGCCUGGAUCCCGUGUCUGAGGGCCAGAUGGAGAUCGAGGUCCGGUCGGUCGGCUUGAGCUUCCGCGAUGUCAUGGUGGCCAUGGGUCAAAUGGAGGAUGUCAACGUGGGCAUGGAGUGCUCGGGCAUCGUGUCGAGGCUGGGUCCCGGGAUCGACAAGUUCCGCGUGGGCGACCGCGUGUUCGGCCUGCACGCCGGCUGUUUUCAGACCCGCGUGCGCGUGGACCCGCGCAUCUUCCAGCGCACCCCGGACAAUGUGAGCGACGAGGUGGCCGCGGCGCUGAUGGGCCAAUACAUGACCGCGGUGCACUCGCUGAUCAACGUGGGCCGCCUGCAAAGCGAUGAGUCUGUCCUGAUACACUCUGCGGCCGGUGGCCUGGGCCAGGCAGCUAUUAUCGUUGCCCAGUAUCUCGGGGCCAGGCAGAUCUUCGCAACGGUCUCGUCGGACCGGAAAAAGAAGUUUCUGAUGGAUGAGUACGGCAUCCCGGAGUCGCACAUCUUCAACAGCCGCGACUACUCGUUCGCCGAUGGCGUCAUGCGGGUCACCAACGGACGGGGCGUAGACGUUGUGCUCAACUCGUUGGCCAAUGAGGCCCUGCGGCGCACAUGGCACUGCGUGGCGCCGUUUGGUCGCUUCAUCGAGCUGGGCAAGCGUGACAUCUACGACAACACUGGCUUGGAGAUGCGGCCGUUCCUGAACAACAUCACUUUUGCGGGCCUGGACAUUGCCGUCCUCAUCACUGAAUAUCCCGACCGCUGCGAGAAGCUCGGCAAACAAGUGCUGGAGUUACUGCACCAGGGCGCCAUUAGACCCCUCACAAGUGUCGUGCAGUACGGUUUUGGGGAAGUAGAGCAGGCCUUCCGACUAAUGCAGAGUGGCAACAACAUUGGCAAGAUUGUCCUGAUCCCGCGGCCUGAUGACGUGGUCCCCGUCGUCCCCGGAGGACUCGGUGCGUUCCGACUGCCCCCGAACAGCGCCUAUGUCCUCGUCGGUGGUCUUGGUGGCAUCGGCAGAUCUAUUGGCAGGAUGCUCGCCGAGAAGGGCGCCAAGCAUUUAAUCUUCCUUUCCCGGAGCGGCAAUGCGCACCCGGAAGCACACGCCCUGCUCGAUGAGCUACAGCGGCAAGGCGUUUCAGCGACGGCCAUUGCGGUCGACGCAGCGGACAAAGCACAGCUGGAACAGGCCUUGGACAAGAUCAGGCAAAUAGGUCCUCCGAUCAAGGGCGUCAUUCACUGCGCCAUGGACCUGAGAGACGGCAUCUACCAGAACAUGACUGCGAGGGAUUGGAAUUUGGCCCUCCGCCCUAAGCUCAAAGCUACACGCAACCUGCACGAGCUUUUGCCAGCCGACCUGGAUUUUUUUGUCUGCUUGUCGUCCAUUGCUGGCAUCAUUGGCUCCCGCGGCCAGGCCAACUACAAUGCUGGAAACAGCUACCAGGAUGCCCUCAUGCACCACCGUGCCGCCUCGGGCCUGGCGGCCGCCAUCUCCGGACGCGCUCCGACCCAGAUUGCCGUCGGCACGGCCACUGGUGGCCAGCUCGACAAGUCGUUAUCCAACGAUCCCUACUGGUUUGCGGAUUCACGGUUUACCGUUCUUAGCCAGCUGGAUCGGCAGGCGGGUGGCGAUGGUGGCGGCGGUGGCGGCAGCAGCAGUGAGGCCGCGAAAGACGAUUGGAAGAAGCUCGUGGCGGGCGCCACGUCCAAAGACCAGGUUUACGACCUCGUACUUGCCCAGCUGCUGGUCGGCGUGUCCAACAUUAUCAAGAUGAACCUGGACGACAUUGACCCAAAGAAAUCUCUGCCGGCCCUUGGCAUCGAUAGUCUUGUCGCGAUCGAGGUUCGGACCUGGCUGCGCAAGGAGUUUCAGGCGGACCUCUCUGUAUUUGACAUUGUCAGCAACGAUCCGCUGUCUACCUUUGUGCACAGGGUCACAGCCAAGUCCGCCCUGGUCCCAUCUGGUCUUGCUUGA